This is a messenger RNA of Numida meleagris (helmeted guineafowl), 6829 nucleotides long. Its product is annotated as netrin-4-like. Gene Ontology annotation, molecular function: protein binding. Bases 1293 to 3209 code for a protein of 638 amino acids. The transcript is spliced from 10 exons. Gene Ontology annotation, cellular component: laminin trimer. Gene Ontology annotation, biological process: cell migration; basement membrane assembly; substrate adhesion-dependent cell spreading. Lineage: Eukaryota; Metazoa; Chordata; Aves; Galliformes; Numididae. The record is from RefSeq and is a predicted model, not a curated record.
GGAGGAGGAGGAGGAGGAGGAGAAGAUGCGGCUGCAGAACGACGCGUGUGUCUGAGCGCAGCGAGGAGCAGCCCAGCACCGGCGAGGAGGUGCGGAACCGACCCAUUCUCCUCCUCCACCCUAAAAAAAAAAAAAAAAAAAAAAAAAAAGCAGCACAUAUCCACAAAAGGAAGAUCACAUGUUACAAUAAUCCCCUUUGCAGCCAGACAGGACCAGAGAACUGCCCCGUUAGGAUCUAGAGAUGCGCUUUAGAGGCUGAAAGGGAGGCAGAGGGAAAACUUGAACGACUUCCCCAGCCCUAGGAGGGAGGGAGGGAAGGACCCGAGCCCCCAGGACUGCCCUCCGGCCCCUUCGCUUCCCUCUCGCCCUGGCGCCGGGCACCGCUCCGGAGCCCCGCAGCGGGCACGGCCGGGGGGGUCCCGCGGCCCCGCAGAGCCGCCUUCGGGGUCGGGUUUUCCCCUCAGCCCCUCCGCUCGCUUCGCUGUGUGAAGCGGAUCCCUGGCAGGCGGGGAACUAGCGGCUUCCGUGACAGCGGAGGGAGGAGGGAAAUAAACUAAAAUAAAGCGAAGCAAAAUAAAAAGAGAGAAGAGCCAAGGAAGCACUUGCUUCUCAUCAUCGCUCAGCGAGGAAAAAAAAACCAACAACCAACAGCAAAAAAAAAAAUCCCCUACAACUCUCUUCUUCUUAUGACCCUCUGCUGCAGGGAGCAAAGGGAAGAAGGUACCGGGGCAGAGCCGCUAACAAAGCAGGGGUCGGACCCCAUCGGCACCCCGGCUGGCAGCGGGAGGGGCGAGGGGUAGGGGAGGCUCUGGCAGAGCCAAAACGAAGCUCCGCCAAAACCCAGGAGCAGAAAUGAAAGUUUCGAAAUAGCAUCCAAAGAGCCGCAAAAGCCCGGAGCGAACCGAGCUCUCUCUCCGCGCCGCAUCAGCUCCCCAUGGUGCAUCCCCGGCGCUGCAGCGGGGAUGUGAGCGGCCCCGGCCCGCUGCGAGGAGGGGGGUGAAGGCUCCGAAAAUCCCUGUUAUUUAUUUAUUUAUUGGAAGCAAUGUACGGGUGACACCCAGAAGGCAUCUGAGCCCUGAGGGGGAAAAAAAAAAAAACAGAAGAAGAAGAAAAAAAAAGCCUCCAGAUCCAAAGGAAAACAAGAAGAAUGAGGCAGCAGCCUUGACCCCUACACUGAGGGGAAGGUGAGCAGGAGGAAAGAAAGAAAACACAGAAAAGCCAUGCAAGCACCAAACCUGUAGAUUACUGCAGCUAUUUUUGCAUCGUUGAGGACAGAUAUUUUACUGACAGCCAUGCAGCAUCAAGGCAUCAUGCUGAUUGUGUUCUUGGAAUGUUUUAUUUCUGGCCAUGGAGAAGCAGAUCCUGAGAGGCUACGAGCCUUCCGCUGCAGUGGCCGUUCCUGCAACCCUCCUGUGGGAAACCUCGCCACUGGGAGGACGCCCGUCACUCUCACCACAUGCGGGCAGAACAGCACAGAGCUAUACUGCUCCUACCCAGACCAAAAUCUCCUCCAUCCAGCCUCCCAUGGCUGUGGGCAGCCUCGCUGCACCAAGUGCAAUGCCAACCAGCCUGAUAACUCCCAUCUCCCUGCCGACAUGACGGAUGAUUUCUUCGCAAACCCAGUGUCCUGGUGGCAGUCUGCCCAAGGGGUGCACAGGGAAGAAAUUAGGCUGGACUUUGAAACGGAGUUCUACCUAACACAUGUCAUUGCUGUGUUCAAGUCACCUCGCCCAGCUGCGAUGGUGUUGGAAAGGUCUCAGGACUAUGGGCAGACAUGGAGGCCCUACAAAUAUUUCUCUGUCAACUGUACAGCGACUUUUGGGCUCCAGGAUGACCUCGCUGAGGAGGGCUCCAUGUGCACUUCCAGAUAUUCAGACGCAGUACCCUGUACCAGAGGAGAGGUGAUCUAUCGUGUCUUAACUCCAUCUAACAAGAUUGAAGACCCCUAUAGUCCUGAGGCUCAAGAUCUCCUGAAACUCACCAACCUCCGCCUCCUUUUGUUAAAAAGGCAGGAAUGUCCAUGCCGUGGUUUGGGAUUGGUAGAGAAACCUCAGAGAUUUGCCCAUUAUGCUAUUUAUGACCUGAUCAUCCGAGGAAGCUGCUUUUGCAAUGGGCACGCAGAAGAAUGUCAACUUGCCAACAGGACAGGAGAUGUGGAAAAUGUGGUCCAUGGGAAGUGUGUGUGUAGUCAUAACACAGCAGGGGACCACUGUGAGAAAUGUGCACCGCUAUACAAUGAUCAGCCUUGGAAGCCAGGAGAUGGAAAAACUGGGGCACCAAAUGAAUGCAAAAAGUGUCGCUGUCACAACCACGCUGACAGCUGCCAUUUUGAUCUGAGUGUUUGGCUGGCAUCAGGGAAACGCAGUGGUGGAGUCUGUGACAACUGCAAGCAUAACACAGAGGGACAUCGGUGUCAGAGGUGCAAACCAGGCUAUUACCGAGAUAGAGGGAAACCCAUGUCUUCUGCAGAGGUCUGCAAACCUUGCUCCUGCCAGCCAAUGGGUUCAGCCAACGCAACGUUCAGCAGAAGCUGGCGAUGCCACCCCAAGACGGGAUUCUGCUACUGCAAGCCAGGUGUGGCGGGCCCCAACUGCGAUAGAUGUCUCAUGGGCUACUGGGGCUUUGGAGAAAAUGGCUGUCGUCCUUGUGACUGUGCCAGAGACUGCGACCAACAUACUGGAAACUGUUUCAAUGGCUACGACAAUGAGCCAUUCUUUAAUAUCCCCAUUGGGGGACGAAUCCCUGACCUUGUGCAAACACCAACUAAUGAGAGCGAAGAUGAGUGGAAAUGGAAUGACCACGAGCAGGGAUUUUCUGCUCUGAGACACCCAGAAAAGUGUGUGUGCAAAGAGAAGGUGCUUGGAAGUGUCACUGACUUCUGUCAAAUGAAAUACGCUUACGUGAUAAAAGCAAGAAUCCUAUCAGCUCAUGACAAAGGGACGCAUGCAGAAGUUGUUGUGAAAGUGAAGAAGGUCCUGAAAUCCGGCAAAGUGAAAAUUGCUCGGAGCAACAGAAGCAUUUACCCAGAAUCCUGGACCAACAGGGGAUGUACUUGUCCCAUUCUCAAUCCUGGUACCGACUAUCUUAUAGCAGGCCAGGAAGACUCUAGGAGCAGCAAACUUCUCGUGAACAUGAACAGCCUGGUGAAACCCUGGAAAGCACAUUUGGGAAAACACGUCGCAGAUAUUCUUCGAACAGGGUGCAAGUAACUUCUGCUUCAAACAUUACAGUGAUGAACUUUGCCUUUUAGUAACACUGCAGUGAAAGGUGUAGCUAGCUCGUAUGUUCCCAAUCAACGUGCUCCUAGCUGAAGUGACGAAGGCAGGCUCACCACCCUUUCUUCUUUCAUUUCCAUAGAAAACGUCAGGACGCGACUGCUUUUUUUUCCAAAAAUGCAAAGACUUAUCACAUAGCAUCAUACAUAGGUUACAGUUUUUAAUUUCAGCCUGAUUCCAUGUACCCAGAGAAUCAUUUCACAAGGCAAAACUGAAGGUUUGGAUUCAUGUUUCCACACUUCCAGUCAGAGCCUGAUACUAAUUCAUAUAAGCUGCUUACAUAACACAUUCAUUACUUGGGUGUAGUUUUUUUAAAAUAAGUGACCACUAACAGGCAGCAAUUUAUUUCAGCUUUACAAGUGGCAUAACAGUAGACAAGUAUGUUGAAUAUAAUAUUUAUCUAAAGGAGCUCAGAUAUUUUUAUUUACCACCAAACAGUGAUUAUGCCAAUAUAACAUGCUGCUUUCUAGAAAGCAAUGUUGUCAGAUGGCUGAACAGAAACUAACACAGGACUCAUCUGGGACAAGGCUCUGUAGAUGUACUUUGCUAUCAUCAGUGCUUAGUGAUGAGCUCUGCUGCAGAAAGCACCUUAGCACAAACUUGAUUCCAAAUCCAGUUCUUGCUCUCAUUUUGCUCUUUGCUAUAGUACUCAAAACUGUAACACCAGGCAAAGGUUUCACAGUGAUUGCUGCCAAAAAGCCUUAUGCUAGGAAAGAGCCAAAACAUGAUGAACUUUAGCUGCUCCUAUGUCAAGUUUGUAGUACUACAAAAGCUACAAAAGUAGGAGGUAAAUGGGUUGCUUGUAUUGCAUAUUAAAUGAGAUAGCUAUAGUUACUGUGAGAGCAACCUGGCUAUUCAAGCUGUGCUCAAGACCACUGACAUGUGAUUUGCACUCAGUGCUUUCAUUCUGCUUUAUUUCUCUUGGUCACACUUGAGGUUAAGAUACUGACCUUAGGCUGCCUUCCCACUGUACCUGAGGAUUCUUCUUCCACCUCACAGAAGUACAGGUGAGGUAACAUCUGCACUCUAGGUGGAAAUAGUCCCGUUCUGCACAAGCAUUCUUUCUAAACCAAUUUUCCCCUAUACCACAGUAAUGAAGAGGUAGCUAUUUUAAUUUUUCCCUAACAAAAUAUUUUGAAGGAAGUGUACUCCUUGACCUCUGCCCCUAAGACAGGAGAAUCAUGAUCAAAUGGAGCUCAUUUAAACACAUUAUCUCAUUAAGUAAAGCAGAAAUUAUAAUGGACCAGUGUAUACUUUCAGGUGGUCCCAUGUGCUACUUCUGCGUAUUUCUUAUUCCAUGUCUACAAUUUGUUUGAUGCUCUCAUAAAGAGGCACUACCUUAAUUUAGCACUCCCUGACUGGUCCAUGGAGUAUAUGGGAAAAUCUAAAGCUAAUGCAAAAGGAUGGCUGUUCCAGGCUACAGGUUAUGCCAUCAGUUUAUUCUCUUCAUCACUGGGAACCUGAAAAAACAGCUUCAUUAAUUCUAGUUGCCCCUGUUUUCCUUUUAACUUUGCAUUGGUUGAACAGCAGAAAAACUUCCAGGUCAUUUGGAAAUGGAUGAUGGGCAGGUAUCUGAAAGAAAGCACUGCUUUUCUUCAGACAGUGUAUAAAGCGUUUCUCUCUCCCCUUUCAAGAAAGCUUCCCUUCUCCCUUGCCAUAGAUUUUCUUCUUUCCUUCUGUUUGUCUUACAAGCACUUCAUUAUUUAUUUGUUGUUGCUAAAGUGGUAUCCAACAAUGUGGCAUCUCCAACAAGCUAUUUAAUUAAUGCAAUAAAACACUUUUUAAACAGGAUAUUUGGCUUAAUUUGAAAUGUCAGCUUAUAGAAGUUAGGAGCAUAACACCUGCUUUCUUAUCAUCUUUAGACUGUCCGAACAAGAAGGCUGACUAGCUCUCUUUCAAACAGGAAUAAAGACGUGUACAUUAAUUUACAGUGUUCUCAAAGGGCCUCUCACAAUAAGUGAAAAUUAGGUGUAUGUUUAUAACUAAGUUAAGGACUAUACCUUUCAACACAGGUCAUUUUACCUGUGGGGCAUCUCAUUUACCAGUGAUCAUCUUCCAUUUUGGUUCACAGUCAGUACCGUAUUAAAGCAAACUUCCAUGUUUUAAUUUUUGUGCCAGAUUGGUGAUUUUGUGGGGAGAGUGAACAGCUUCACAGCUCCCUUCCGCGGGUGAAAAUUAUCUGUUAACAAGGUCAUUCACAAGUAUUUCCAGCAGUCGCUAGCAGAAAUACUAUUUGGAACACAAAUACUGAUACCCUAGUGUGUUCUCUUAGUACCUCCUAUAAUACAGUAAUUAAUGAUUACCUCACUGCAAACACUGCUGUGUGCAAAGACAGCCAUCAAUAUGUUGCACACUUCAAUAUCUCAGAAAGGAGUGACAACCAUACACAUACAUUAUAGAGAGAUAUAAAGCAAAUGAGGUGGGAGAGGGGGGGUGACACCAGAAAAAUUCAAUACAUUUAUUAUCCAAACUUCCCACUCUUUUUGAAUCUCUAAUUUAUUUGCUGGUGGUUGUAUAGCUAAGUCUACUUCAUUCCCUCAAUUGGUCAGAAACAUUGUGCAUUUUGUUACAAAUAUGAGCUUUCAUUUAAUGACUUUACAUGCACAUGAGAUAGUGCAGGAUGACUUACAGAAGCUGCUACGUGUUUCUCAGAACAAGCAAACACGGUCAUACUGAGUGAAUUUAAAAUAAACUACCACAGAAGAUAUCUCUUUCCAAGAUGAAUUGUUUUGUAGGUCUGUCUGCAGUACCAAACAUCUUUGUGAUCAUCUUUGUGACUGACUCUCUUCGGUGGCAUAAUAAUAUAAAUAGUACUAAUACAGAAAAGAAGUUGCAUUUGCCCAGUACAGAAGUGGCUGUACUGCUUCUUCUAGUAAAAUAGGACCCAUCUUGAAGAUGUCCAUGUGAACAACCUCACAACGCCCAAAUGGAUGAGGCACAUACUAAACUGUAGCAAUAAUGCAUCACUUGGAAAUCCUGCAUAAGGAUUAAAUAAAAGCAUCUGGCCACAAGGAAAGCCUGGAAAGUUGUACAAAAUACAUAAUAGUGCAGGCAAUUGCCUGAAGGCGAAGCACAUGCAACCUUCCACAGACAGCAGCAAACCUGGUAUUUUGGUCAAAAGAGUUCUGUAACAGCUGUGCAGCACAUCUAUCCAUGAACACAUGGCAACGUGGACCCUUAAAACAUGGAAGCGGUUCGUUAAAUGGUGAGUGCUGAGCUCUAGCUCCUGUAUAGUAACUUACCGUCACUAAUGCUUCACUUCUGCUCUUGGCAAGAGGUCAAGAAGGAAAAUAUACCUAUGCACAACUUUGUGCAGUGCACUUCUGAAAAUGGUUCACUGCUAUAAAGAACGAGUUUUCUCUGUUUUUUCUCUUUUCACCACGUCUCAUGACUUUUCCAUGCUGCCUGAUGUAAGUUUUUUUGAGUAGAUAUAAUUUAUACCAAGUGCUCACUGAAGACCCUCAGACCUGGACGAGUUAGCAUGUUAUUUGUUAAGUGUUGUAGCACAUUCUCUUUUGUACUUAAAACUUCAAUUAAAAAUACUCAGACAUUUA